UAGUGGUCUCUUGCCAGCUCGCGCAGAGUCUGACGCGGGCUAACUACACUACUAGAUAGCAUGCGAGAGGUCCUGCGUUGCAUCUUCUGGUGCCUCCGAGGUACGCAGAGCACACGGAUCGGUCAGAUCGCGCUCUGCAACGGAGCAGUUUCAGAGAAAACCGCCUUUAUUUUCUGACCUUCUUUGCCCGUUAAUUAAGCAGGUCA
Molecule: messenger RNA, 206 nt
Organism: Geodia barretti
Lineage: Eukaryota; Metazoa; Porifera; Demospongiae; Tetractinellida; Geodiidae
Source: the annotation of a GenBank genome assembly